Molecule: messenger RNA, 1863 nt
Organism: Cololabis saira (Pacific saury)
Lineage: Eukaryota; Metazoa; Chordata; Actinopteri; Beloniformes; Belonidae
Gene: strap
Product: serine/threonine kinase receptor associated protein
Exons: 9
Coding region: 259-1251 (330 amino acids)
Biological process (GO): spliceosomal snRNP assembly
Cellular component (GO): SMN complex
Molecular function (GO): protein binding; RNA binding
Source: RefSeq, a predicted model, not a curated record
GAAGUGCAGCCUGUCGUCCCGGCGUGAGCACGUUGCUAGUUAGUUGCAAUGUUGUAGCUAUUAGCACGGACUGCGGUUCUUCUCGACUUCUCACUUCAAUCGUUUUUAAUUUCUCACUCAUUCCUCAUUCGACCGGCUGACAACUGGUGGGGGAAACGAACAUUAAAGGAAGAAGCCGCCGGCUAAGCCCGUUAGCCCGUUAGCCGCCAGCGUCUCUCCCUCUCCCUCCUCCGUCCGUCCCUCAGUCCGGCUGGGAGCAUGGCGAUGAGACAGACUCCCCUCACCUGCUCCGGGCACACCCGGCCGGUGGUGGACCUGGCCUUCAGCGGGAUCACCCCCUACGGCUACUUUCUCAUCAGCGCCUGUAAAGAUGGCAAGCCCAUGUUGCGCCAGGGCGACACAGGGGACUGGAUAGGAACGUUCCUGGGUCACAAAGGUGCUGUCUGGGGAGCCACUCUCAACACGGACGCCACCAAAGCCGCCACGGCGGCGGCCGACUUCACAGCGAAGGUGUGGGACGCCGUCAGCGGAGACGAGGUCCUGUCCCUGGCUCACAAGCACAUCGUCAAGUCCGUCAACUUCACCAAGGACAACAACUGCCUCCUGACCGCAGGAAACGACAAGCUGCUGCGCAUCUACGACCUCAGCAACCCUGAAGAAGCUCCAAUAGAGAUUGCAGGUCACGGCUCAGCCAUAAAGAAAGCUUUGUGGUGCAACGACGACAAGCAGAUCCUCUCCGCUGCUGACGACAAAACCGUCCGGCUCUGGGACAGGACGUCCAUGGAGGUGGUGAAGACGCUGACCUUUGACACGUCUGUGAGCAGCAUGGAGUACAUGGCUGACGGGGAGAUUCUGCUGAUCACGUACGGAAAGAACAUCGCCUUCUACAACGCCCUGAGCUUGGAGCCGAUCAAGACCGUGGAGGCCCCCGCCCCCAUCAACUCCGCCUCCCUCCACCCAGAGAAGGACUUCUUUGUUGCCGCCGGCGACGACUUCAAGCUCUACAAGUUUGACUACAGCACCAAAGAAGAGCUGGAGUCGUACAAGGGCCACUUCGGCCCGGUGCACUGCGUCCGCUUCAGCCCCGACGGCGAGCUGUACGCCAGCGGCUCCGAGGACGGGACGCUGCGGCUGUGGCAGACGGCGGUGGGGAAGACCUACGGACUCUGGAAAUGUGUUCUCCCGGAGGACCUGGGGACGGAGAACUCUGAGCAGCUGUUCCCCUCGGCCCCCCCGGAGGUCAAAGCCUGACCGCAGCACCGCCUUCUGGAAACCAGAGAAGAAGAAACGAAGAGACGAGCUUGAAGGUGCUCCGGGGUGUUCUACCAGGCCAGAGACGGGACCCGAGUGCAGAGCAUCUGAUGACACGACCGCCCCCCCCCCCCCCCCCCCCCCCACACACACACACACACACACACCCCCACCAGAGUUUGUUCAGCGGGCGGCUGCAGGGCGAGGCAGUAGAGCUGUGGGCGGGAGCUCACCGCUGCCUGCUUCCUCCCUGCUCAGCCCCCUCCGAUGACUCCACCUUGUUUUAACUCCUCCAGCGACGCCAGGCCCAGUUUGUUUCCGUGUUUUGAAGAGCUGGACCGACGCAGCUGUUUUCAGUUCAUAGUUACAGAUCCUGGAAGUAGUUUGUGCUGCGGCGAAGGCGCUUUGUUUUCUUCAGAUGGCUUUGAGUAUGUGCUGGUGUCGUUCUGGUUAAGAAUAAAGUGUCCAAUAAAAAUACCAUAUUGUUUUGUGACAAAGUGGAAAGGGAAGAAAUCUCGCUGGUUUUUCCAUUUUUGGUUUGUCUUCAAAUGUGUCCAGUGGUGAAAUAAACGAGAGCAUUGCGCUUUUAUUUCUAAGUAAUACACAAAGCCG